AUGGCUGACAACAACAACGUCUCAAAUCCUGACCCCUUCCUCCUGCAACAGCUGAUCGAGGAGUCCACCCGCGAGGGGACGAAUCGUCGUCGGCGGGAAGGACAGCAGCACACCCCUGCCGGGCAGAGAAGGCCGAGGCAUGAAACCUCACAAUCCAGGGAGCAGCAGAUACAGAACAUCCAGCAGCUACAGGGCCUCCAACAUGUUCAGAACGUUGAACAAGUUCCUCCCGAGGGACACGUUCAGAACGGGGAGGACGAGCAGGCUCGACCCCAUAAUGGACCAGAACAGCCCCAGAACGGGAAUGAGACUGACGCCAGAGACGGGCAUGUUGCCUCCUCGUUCACCCACACUUCCGACAGGCGAAGAGUCCGUCACGAAGAAGAGGAAGAGCAGAUCAACAUCCCCGAGGGUGCUGAUCCCACCACCGCCCUCUUGCUCAAGGAACUGCAGAAGACGAACACCCUCCUCCAUCUCCAAGACGACCGCAUCCACGAGCUUGAAAGGAAGCGACGAUACCGCUCCCCUCCGCGGAGGCGCUAUCGGUCGCGUUCCUAUUCCUCCUCGCGCUCACCUCCGAGGAGACAUCGUCGGCGUUCCCCAUCUUCCUCACGCUCUCCACCUAGAAGAUACCAUCGCCGGAGAUCAUAUUCCCGCUCUCCACCACGAAAGAGCAGAAAAAAUCGGAGACCUGAAGUCGCUGAAACAAGAAGCCUCUCCCUUGAACGGGAUCACCGAGGCCCUUCAAAAGCUGUACUGAAGCCCCGCGAACGUUCCCCUCCCCGGGAUAACCGCGCAAGUCCAGACAAAAUGCAAGGAAAGCCCCGGCGAGGCAGACACUCAACCUCCCCGGGACCAAGUGACGAAUAG
Vicia villosa (hairy vetch) is the source of this 870-nucleotide messenger RNA. RefSeq lists its product as uncharacterized. The record is from RefSeq and is a predicted model, not a curated record. The transcript has a single exon. Bases 1 to 870 code for a protein of 289 amino acids. Lineage: Eukaryota; Viridiplantae; Streptophyta; Magnoliopsida; Fabales; Fabaceae.